Vicugna pacos (alpaca) is the source of this 989-nucleotide messenger RNA. RefSeq names its product transmembrane protein 14A (gene TMEM14A). Lineage: Eukaryota; Metazoa; Chordata; Mammalia; Artiodactyla; Camelidae. Gene Ontology annotation, biological process: regulation of heme biosynthetic process. The record is from RefSeq and is a predicted model, not a curated record. Gene Ontology annotation, cellular component: mitochondrial membrane.
UGCGCGCGGCGAGGGCCUCUGGGAACCAGCGGCCCCGCCCAGUGCUGGAGUCCAGCGCGCAGAGUCGGAAGGUGCUGGCGGCGGGCUCGGUUUCCCAACUCCAGGUACGCAGGUUUCCCGCAGCUGGCUCUCGGCUUUUCUCUUUUCAGCCGCGGAGAGAGCUCAGGGCUGCAGAAUCGAACCUUGACAAUGGACCUGGUUGGUUUUGGUUAUGCAGCCCUGGUGACGUUCGGAAGCAUUUUGGGAUAUAAGCGGAGAGGUGGUGUUCCAUCUCUGAUUGGUGGUCUUUUUGUUGGAUUUCUGGCUGGCUAUGGAGCUUACCGGGUCUCCAAUGACAAGCGAGAUGUAAAAGUGUCGCUGUUUACAGCUUUCUUCCUGGCCACCAUAAUGGGGGUGAGGUUUAAGAGGUCCAAGAAAAUAAUGCCAGCUGGGCUGGUUGCAGGUUUAAGCCUCAUGAUGAUCCUGAGACUUGUCUUACUGCUGCUCUGAGGAUCCAGAGGAACUGAAAACUUAAGAUCAUGUCAUUCACUGUAACGGGCAGAGCCUACUCUUUGUAUUGAAAAGAUACAUUUCAAUAUGGAAUGUUCAGUAUGGUCUUAUCUUGUUAGAAACUGCAAAAGAAACUGUCACCUGUAAUACAGACAUGAGUUUGAGGGAUUUUUUUUUUAAAUAAAUAGUUCAACUGUUUUCUAAUUGUCAGGUACUGGUUUUGUUAAAGAUAUUUAAUACAUCAUGAUACACUCUUUCAUUCGCUAUGUCUAGUUUAUAUUAUAUAUAUGUGGUCUUUUUUGAUUGUUACAAAAUCAUGUCUGAAGUAAGUUUAAAUUAAACUACAACUUAUCAGAUGAUGGAACGCCCUAAGUGGGCUUCACAAAUGCUAAUGUAUCUAUUUGUCAUUUGUGUUUUAUUCAAAAUUAUAUUUUUUCCAUUUUAAUUGUAUUACUGCCAGUGGUUUUUUUCCUUUAAAAAAACUUAAAAAAAAUAAAAAG